AUUUAUUCAAUGAUUUACCGCUGAUUCUUCCACCUCCUUCACAACUUGAUAUUGAAAACCCAGAUUUGGAUGGUUAGUAUUCAAACUCGGAUGACAAGGAUGGGUUAUCAGAGGACGACGACAACGCUGAUCAUAUUAUUUGUAUUUGGGCAAAUGUGCAAGCAUGUUUGUUUUGUAUGGAUGGAGAGCAGGUCACCUGGUUAGCAUUUUCAACCAUCAGAUUUCAGAUUGGAUAUCCAGCGGUCCAUAUAUUAUUAUGCUGACACGUGCCCCAAGCAUGGCAAGCUCGCCCGGAGCAUUGUUUGAAACAAAAACAAAGCUGGGAGUGCCUCAGAUUUGAAUACGGUAGCUGCCGGAGCUCUUCCUGCCGCCACUCAAUUUCGACACUAAUCCAGUCCAGAUUGAAGGUUUAGUAUGUUGGGCUCUCGGGCUUCAAGAUUUGGACUUUUGAUACUGAAACACCUUACCGGAGGAGGCAAAUCCAUCAGUACACCAACAUAUGCAACUCGUUCUUUCAGCCAAUUCUUGCAACCUCGGUAUGAUCAACAGUCCGGGACCAAGUUGUUCAGGGGAGCCAUCUUUCAGAAGCAUAAUCAUUUUUCUACCACCACUGCCAGCUCUUCAGAUCAAGGGACUGAGCAGAAAGAAACGAUAUCUGUGACCUUUGUUGACAAGGAUGGAGACGAAAAACAUAUAAAGGUUCCAAUUGGGAUGUCUAUGCUAGAAGCUGCUCAUCAAAAUGAUAUAGAACUUGAAGGAGCCUGUGAAGGUUCACUUGCCUGUUCAACAUGUCAUGUGAUUUUAAUGGACGUGGAAUAUUACAACAAAUUAGAAGACCCAACUGAUGAGGAAAAUGAUAUGUUGGACUUGGCAUUUGGACUUACAGAAACGUCUCGUCUGGGUUGCCAAGUCAUUGCAAGCCCUGAACUUGAUGGAGUUCGUUUAGCUAUUCCUGCUGCCACCCGAAAUUUUGCUGUUGAUGGCUAUGUACCAAAACCACACUAGAGAUAUAGGACAGUUCAGGAAGAGUUGGUUAGGGAUGUAAAUCGGUAUUUAUCCCAUUUUUGUAGCUUCUCUCAUUUUAUUGGCCCAAAGCACCAAUUGAGUUUAACCUUCGUUCUUUUAGCGGCUACUGCUAUCAUUAUGAUUGCUGCUAUUUUUAUAAGUGCAGUAGUUAGAUAAUUUAUACCAUAUUGAAGAGGCUUUGUUAUCUCUUUUUGUCCGACCA
Messenger RNA from Rosa chinensis, 1228 nucleotides. Its product is annotated as 2Fe-2S ferredoxin. The transcript is spliced from 9 exons. The coding region runs from base 415 to 1005 and encodes 196 amino acids. Gene Ontology annotation, molecular function: 2 iron, 2 sulfur cluster binding. Gene Ontology annotation, biological process: P450-containing electron transport chain. Lineage: Eukaryota; Viridiplantae; Streptophyta; Magnoliopsida; Rosales; Rosaceae. Gene Ontology annotation, cellular component: mitochondrion. The record is from RefSeq and is a predicted model, not a curated record.